GGCAGCCAUGUUGGGGCAGAGACUCCCACACAAAUAUUUGUAGAAGACCACACAAAAUGGCCGCCUGAGGAUUGGUUCUCACCUGUUGAACUGUGCACUGAACUUCAUGAUGCACCUGAAGAGGCUGUCUAAAUCUGGGCUGACGGCUCUCAGUGUUUCAGUUUUCUAUCACACCGCUGUCCUUCUACUCCUGACGCACUGCUGUGGAGCUCAGCUUCAGGUAGUCGGACCACUCCAGCCAGUAAUCGUGACGCUCGGCGAGGACAUCAUUUUGCCAUGCCGUCUGGAACCAGCUGUUGAUGCUGCUGGUAUGACGUUUGAGUGGGCGAGACCUGAUUUGAACCCCAGAUUUGUCCAUGUGUGGCACGAACAUCAAAACCUUCAUGUUAACCAACAUCCAUCCUACAAAGGAAGAACAUCAGUGUCUGUUAACCAACUGAAGCAGGGAGACGUUUCACUGAAACUUUCCAAAGUCAAACUCUCUGACAGCGGAACAUACAGGUGUUACUUUCCAGAUUUGGAUAAAGACUCAACUGCUCAGCUUGUUGUUGGGACUGCUUCCCAGGCUGUCAUCAGUUUAGCAGGGAUUGAUAAAGCCAGCAGAGGAGUAGUGUUACAGUGUGAGUCUGCAGGCUGGCAUCCAGAGCCUGAGGUGUUGUGGCUGGACGGUGAGGGAAAGCUCCUCUCUGCUGGACCUACAGAGACAGUCAGAGGUCCUGAUGACCUCUAUACUGUCAGCAGCAGAGUGACUGUGGAGAAGAGACACAGCAACAGCUUCACCUGUAGAGUCCAACAGAGGAACAUCAACCAGACCACAGAGACACACAUCCAGGUUCCAGACGAUCUCUUUGUGGCCCCGUGUAGUUCUGCAGCCUGUAUCAGCAUCAGCUUGGUUGCUUGCUUCAUUUGUGUUGCUGCAGUUGGUUUUGCUGCAUGGAAAUGGAGACAAAACAAAAUCAAAACCUCACCAGGAGAAGCACAGCGGCUCAUGGCAGAGGAAGAACAUAAAAACAUGGUGGAUGCACUGAUGAAACAGAUGGAGGGACUGAAGGAGCAGAGAGAUAAACUGAAUAGUCAAAAGACAAAGAUGGAGGAACUGGUGGAGGACAGUGAGACGAAGCUUCAGUCAGUGGAGAGAGAUUUAAGAGAGAAGGGUGAAGAUAAAGGAUUCAUCAGUUCACCAGGAUUCAUAAAGCUCAAAGAAAUAAUCUCUCAGAACAAACAGAGCCUGAAUGACAGACUGAUGGAACUUGAGACACUGGUGCUGGACACAGAGAAACUGCUGCUGAUGACAGAAGGUGUGAUUGUUAGAACAACAGAAAAGAAGAGGGAGUCAGAGAACCACACGGACAAAACAUAACAUGGUGUUAAACAGCCGGUAAAGAGUGUUUUACUUUUUAACACUCGCACAGUUUCUGUACAAGCCUGAACCACAGCAGCAGUUUUGGGCCUGAGCCUGAUUAAAAAAAUCCAAAUUUCAUUUCAAAAAAUCAUCAUUGGCUCACUCACAACAGGUUCUGCAUCAUGGGCUGCGCCCUCGGUGCGUCUCCGUCCUCAAGUAUGCACGGUGGUCCCCGCACAGAUAAUGAUCAUUGCUCUCUGCUCUAUAUCUCUCCCACUGCUGGGGAUGCAGAGCCAAAUACUUUCAAACAAGUGGCCUUGCAGAAACUCUCUCUUUUACCGUCCCUCUUGUGCGCAUCAAGAACUUCCAGUUUCAUUGCAAACAAAAAGGCGAGAAUCCGACUCAAAUCAAUCCUUGUGGAAUAACUCAUUUCAAUAUAUCGAAAUGAAAUAUUCUAUAAUGUUUUUGUGAAAGAAAAAACCUGGUUUCAGUUUAAUAUUUUUGAACUUAACAUCUCUUCUUUCUCUCUUCUAUAUCUAAUGUGUAAUAUUAAAGAAAUAGAGUCCUUUGCUGUA
Messenger RNA from Epinephelus fuscoguttatus (brown-marbled grouper), 1917 nucleotides. RefSeq names its product butyrophilin subfamily 3 member A2-like. The transcript is spliced from 6 exons. Bases 107 to 1360 code for a protein of 417 amino acids. NCBI's taxonomy places the organism in Eukaryota, Metazoa, Chordata, Actinopteri, Perciformes, Serranidae. The record is from RefSeq and is a predicted model, not a curated record.